UUUUCGCGGUUGCUCCCUCCACCAUACUCUGUCGCUCACACAAACUCCCUCUCGACUCUCGUCCUUGCCGGUGCCAGCCCCGGCCGGUUCUUGCUCCGACCGUCCAUGGCCAUGGCGGCGGCGGAGUGGUGGGAGGCGGCGGCGGCGGCCAUCGUGGCGUACACGGGGAUGACCCCUGCGGCGUUCUUCACGGCCGUGGCGGCGGUCGCCGCGCUGUACGUCGUGGUUUCAGGCGUCCUCGUGCGGCCGGCGCAGGUGUCAACGAGGAGGCGAGUGGCGGAGGACGAGGGGGAGGACAGGACGUUCGGGCCGCUGCCGCCACCAGUGCAGCUCGGGGUGGUGACCGAGGAGGAGCUGAGAGCUUACGAUGGGUCCGACCCCAAGAAACCGCUGCUCAUGGCCAUCAAGGGCCAAAUCUACGACGUCACGCAGAGCAGGAUGUUCUAUGGACCUGGUGGCCCAUACGCAUUGUUUGCAGGCAGAGACGCAAGUAGGGCUUUGGCAAAGAUGUCAUUUGAACCAAGUGAUUUAACCAGUGACAUUUCAGGGUUAGGCCCUUUUGAGGCCGAGGCCUUGCAAGAAUGGGAGUACAAAUUCAAGAGCAAAUACGUUACAGUUGGAACAAUCAAGAAGACCGUUCCAGUCGCAGAGGGAGAUAGUGCAAGGAGUACUGUGACAACUGAAAGAGACAUCGAUGCAAGCAUUCUUGAAAGUAACCAUGUGCCAGAACCAAAAGAAACUAGAGCGACAAACCAAGGGAGCGUUCUGGAGAAGACAACAGAAACACCAGAUGUCGAUGUGAACACAAGCAGCUACGGGGAGAAGGCAAAGGAAUUGCCGGAUUCAGAUGCCACGAAUGCGAGUAGCCAAGCAGAUGCAGUAGAGAAGCCAGACGAAACACCAGACGUGACUGUAAAGAACAGUAGUACUGAAGAAGCAUUUGAGCCAAAGGAAACACCGGAAGCGGCUGUAAAGAACCGUAGUAGCACUGAAGAAGCAGUUGAGCCAAAGGAAACACCUCAGGUAGUAGACGGGAAGAAUAGUUGUAAACCUGAAGAUGCAACAGAGAAGUCAAAUGAAGCAGCAGAUGCAGUAGGUUUGAAAAACAGAACCAGCCAUGAAGAUGCUGGGCAACCAAAGGAAAUGCGGAAUAUAGAUGACAAAUAUGCAAGCAGUAGUCAAGAUGGUGAGGAGAAGCCAAAGGAAACUUCAGAUGCAGAAGCCAAGAAUGCAUAGAGUUUGUGACUGCUGCCAUGAAGCUUUCUAGCUGUCUGCAGUUAGUUAGAAUAAUAAAGUGAAAUGGACAUUGUGGCCUGGAUUCAGCUAUAAAUCCUUGUAUAGAGUAUAAUUGCACUUAAAACUAGAACUAAAAUUAUUAAACUAUAUGUACAUUUCGAUCAAGGUGAACCGUCCUUCACAUUUGCAUCAGGGGUUCAAUUAUGCACGCUAUUAAUUUAGUACGGUACAUGUAAACAUUUUCAAUCUUAUGUAGUAUGGUAGAAUCAGCUGGGAAAGCUGUAAUCAGAAAUUGCUUA
Panicum hallii is the source of this 1535-nucleotide messenger RNA. RefSeq names its product membrane steroid-binding protein 1-like. Gene Ontology annotation, cellular component: endomembrane system; membrane. The record is from RefSeq and is a predicted model, not a curated record. Bases 106 to 1236 code for a protein of 376 amino acids. Lineage: Eukaryota; Viridiplantae; Streptophyta; Magnoliopsida; Poales; Poaceae. The transcript has 2 exons.